AUGGUUUCCUUUCUGAAACAUUUACGUAUUGAAAACGAGACCGGUGUCUUGCGAGACGCCCGUACUCCUCCAAUGACUCCAAAAUUGCCAAAAACCCCAAAAACUCCAAUGACACCUCGUCCAAACUUGAGCGCUAUGAGCCCACCGUGCACACCAUGCUCACCGUUUGUGCUCAAUGCAACGUCGUUUUGCUUUCGGAAAGGCCCCGCCCGUUCUGUGGUCUACCAACCAAACGGACACCCAAAACAAGUGGUCAUCGACGGUGAAAUCUGGCCACCAAUUUUCAAGCCCAAGAAUGUUCGUACCGCCAAAACGAUGACAUUCCAUGACAACGACGUUGUGAUUGCCACUUAUCCAAAGUGCGGAACUACCUGGCUUCAGCACAUCACUUCGCAGCUCGUCAAGGGACACGACUACAAGGCUGGGAAGGGAAAUGAGCUCUGCGUUCAAUCUCCAAUGAUCGAGCGUAUGGGCGCGGCGUUCGCCAACGAGAUCAAGGGUCCACGCGUCCUAAAGACCCAUUUCCACCACUACAACAUCCCCAAAUUCACCCAAACCAAGUACAUCUACUGUGUCCGUAACCCCAAAGACUGCCUGACCUCCUAUUUCCAUCACAAUCGCAAUUUCAAAAUCUACAACUGGGCCAAUGGAACAUGGGAUGUCUUUGUUGAUCUCUUUGCUUCUGGCCAAUUGGCAUUCGGCGACUAUUUUGAGCAUUUGCUCUCCUGGUUGCCAGGGCUGAGGGAUGAGAAUGUGCUGUUCUUAAAGUACGAGGACAUGUUCCAAGAUUUGGAGUCCGCCGUUUUCAAGAUCGGUCAAUUCCUGGGCGGUGAAGCUGCCAAACGUGUCGAGGAUCCGGAAAUCCUUAAGGAAAUCGUGGAGAACAGCACGAUCGACGCAAUGAAGAAGGACCAGAAACGUUGGUUCCCAGAAUCCCAACUCCACAAAGUGGAAUUCAUCCGAAAGGGUGGGAGUCGUGACUGGAAGAACCACUUCACCCGCGAGCAAUCGGAUCGUAUUGAUUCAAUUUUUGCCGCCAAGUUUGCAGGAACUCCAGCUGAGCACUGGUGGAAAUACGAAAUGGCAUGGGACGAGAAGCUUCCAUCCAUCGAGAACCUCUCCGUCGCUGGAAACGGAGAGGAAAUGGAGCAAGAGGAAGACACCCAGAGCAUCAAGCUAUUUGCUCUUCCACCACUGCCACAAAGACGCUUCUCACGCACUUCGCUUCUUUCAACUGGUUACGGUAGCGUCUGGUCAUUGUCAUCCCAGAAUGCCAACAUGUCAGCCAGCUCUUCAAUCAACAACAACUUGGCAAACUUGGGAAACUUCCCAGAAUAA
Molecule: messenger RNA, 1338 nt
Organism: Caenorhabditis briggsae
Lineage: Eukaryota; Metazoa; Nematoda; Chromadorea; Rhabditida; Rhabditidae
Gene: Cbr-ssu-1
Product: Protein CBR-SSU-1
Exons: 5
Coding region: 1-1338 (445 amino acids)
Biological process (GO): sulfation
Cellular component (GO): cytoplasm
Molecular function (GO): sulfotransferase activity
Source: RefSeq, a predicted model, not a curated record